This is a messenger RNA of Macroventuria anomochaeta, 4890 nucleotides long. Its product is annotated as Pkinase-domain-containing protein. Gene Ontology annotation, cellular component: cytoplasm. The transcript has 8 exons. The record is from RefSeq and is a predicted model, not a curated record. Gene Ontology annotation, biological process: autophagy; peptidyl-serine phosphorylation. NCBI's taxonomy places the organism in Eukaryota, Fungi, Ascomycota, Dothideomycetes, Pleosporales, Didymellaceae. Gene Ontology annotation, molecular function: protein serine/threonine kinase activity; protein binding; ATP binding. Bases 1 to 4890 code for a protein of 1629 amino acids.
AUGUCGCAGACACAACCGUCCACACAGCAGGUUCUCGACCCACGUCGAUUGGGGAGGAAUAACUCAGGGCUCAACGAUGGCGACAUCGCUGAUGUGCUCGUGAUACUGCAUCCUGCGACGCCUUCUGCGAUCAAAAUCGUUGAAAACACUGCCGAGUCCCGUCCUCAGCACGUGCUCUUCCGCAACUCUCUCGACCCUGAUUCGAUGAACGCAUCUCUUACCAACAUUGAGGAACAGGAGACAAUCAUCAUAAAUGGAAACGGAGAGAGGGUAGGCCAGAGCUCGAGGGCAGGUGCUGAUCUGGCUCUGCGUAUGUCUUCUGCGCGGACUCUGCGAUUCAAGGACCUAGGCUUCAUCUUUGGGCGAAACCCAAACAGUGCCGACAUCGUUUUUGGUCAGGAUUCCGGCAAGCGCAUCAGCAACCAGCAUUUUCGUAUCUAUCUCAACCUAGACGGCAUACUAAUGAUAGAAGAUCUGUCGACUAAUGGUACCAUUGUCGACGACCAGCUGCUGAAACACAAGGACAAGCGUUUCAGCAGAAUACGCAUGAUCGGCUCAGGAUCCAUCAUAUGCAUUCAGAGUUCCAACGAUGCUGAGAUGAUCAAGUUUGUCGUGCGCGUACCAUCGCGUGUGUCACACAUCGAUCGCUUCCGGGAGAACUUACGAGAAUUUAUUGCCGACUGCGCGAAAGGCGACGACAAGACCAAAGCUGUUCAGCGCAUUGGCAAGAAUUACGGCGGCCCAACGAUGAAGUGGGACGGUGGAACGAACUACAACAUUGUUGGUAUAAUUGGCAAAGGAGCCUUCGCGACUGUCCACCAGCUGGCCACAAAGAUGGAAGGCAAGCUGCUUGCAGCGAAGGAGUUAGAGAAGCGCCGCUUCAUGAAGAAUGGUCAGCUCGACAAGAAGAUCGACAACGAAAUGAGAAUCAUGCAGGGCCUGCGACAUCCCAACAUCGUCGAGUUUGUGGAGUAUCACGACCAAGGCGAUUACUUGUACAUCAUCAUGGAAUACGUGCGCCACGGCGACCUCCAGGCCUACCUCAAUCAAAAUGGCCCAAUGAGCGAGUCAUUGGUCCGAACUAUUGGCCAGCAGGUUUUGAGCGCCCUUACCUACCUCCAUCGCUCACAGAUCACGCAUCGCGACAUCAAACCGGACAACAUUCUCAUCGCUGACGUCGACCCACUUAAGGUCAAGCUGUCCGACUUUGGCCUCUCGAAAGUGGUUAAGCACGAAGAGACUUUCCUCAAGACGUUCUGCGGUACCUUGUUGUAUUGCGCUCCCGAGGUGUUCCCUGACUAUGGGGAGUCCAAAGGCACCAAGAGACGACGAGGAGCAAAACAGUACCACCAGUAUAGCUCGUCUGUGGACAUCUGGUCAUUCGGCGGCGUCCUGUGGUAUGCACUUUGUGGUGAGCCGCCUUUCAAGGGCAUCGCCGAUGCUACCGGCCAGGCGAUGUACGACAACAUUACCACCACUCCACUGAAGCCUACACCGCUUGAGCGAGUCGGAGUGUCUCCACUGUGUAUCGACCUUCUCAUGCAAAUGCUCCGAACAGACCCUUCUGAGAGACCUGACGCUCGCGCCUGUCUCAGCCACCCCUGGUUGAAGGAAGGCGCCGCCAUUCCACCUGACCCAGUACUUCAGUCAAUUGUCGAGGAAGAGGAAGAGGAAGCCGAACAACAACUGUCGCAAUUGAGCAUCGGCGGCGAGCUUGAAGAGGACGAGAUACCUGAGUCAGAUGACGAAGCAGACGUGGACGAUGAGCUGAUCGCGCUUGUUGGUGAAAGCAGACAAACGAAGCGCAUACGUGCGGACCCUCUGUACCCGCGGAAUCAGGUGCGCGACCACGAUGAAGAAUCCAGUGUGGAUGCUUCUUUCCAAUCUGAACACAUCAUCGACGAAGAAGAAAGCUUCAAGGUCAUGCCUACACCUCGACGGCCAAGGCUCUUUGGUGAGAUCGGUCAGUCUGCCUUGCAAAGGUCUGGCAUCCUACACAACCAUGCACAAGAAGCACUCUCGCAACCCAAAACUACCGACUCCGACUACCGCGAUAGCGCACCUAUCUUCAGUCAUACUGCAAGUGGAGUUGAGCGCGAGGUUCCAUUCAGUGCUCCUCCACAUCUUGAUGGAGGCUUCUCUUCACCUAGCCUCUUGGGCACUGAGUCGCUUGUGCGAGAGAUGAACAUGACUUCACCAGCAACGCCUGGAUCUGGAGUCUACAGUCCGAACGAGCCAGCCACACCUCGCACGCCGGACGUGCUUCAGCACAACUCACUUGAGCAGUCCUCCAAGUUUGCCAGCCAAAUCAGUGAGCCGACUCCAAAAGCACGACCGUCUGCGUCGAAUCGUCAAAUUAGCCUUCCGGUGACAGCCUCUUACUACUAUGACCCCCUUGAUCCCAAUACACACAAUCUAGAAUACGCGUCACGAGUGAGCGGCUUCGACUUCGUUGGAGCUCAGAAAGAGGCAACAGCUGGUGCCUCGGCCUACGAGGAUACAACGAGGGGAUCAAACACGAGCAGCAGCAUCGCAAGUGGAUCGCAGACAGGCGAAGCGCAAGUGCCAUCGCCAUCUGCAGAAGUGCCAUCUGUGCCAGCCGAGCUUGACAUCAGACCUCCACCGAGGCGGUUGGGCAAGCUGGUAGCUACUCCCGACUCAUUUGCGCCGAACCUUGUUCUCAACAUUGACAAAAGCAAGACAUCAUGGGGACGUCUCGCAAAUAACACGAUUGUAUACGACCAGAGUCGGGACACCCGCAUUCCCAAGACUGCCUUUAUUAUCUUCUGGUACUCCUCAGGUGGCGACAGUGCCGAGACAGUCCAGGAACUGUCUCAGAAGAACAAAGACUGGACAAGCCUUGAGAAGCUAAACGUGGGCAUCUGGACUUGCGCGACCCACGGUAUCUCGGUCAACGGCAAGCACCUCAAGCAAAAGGACGAGAAAGGCAGAGCGCUGUUUGGACAUCUACACACUGGCGACAUCGUCCAGGUGUACCAGGAUUCGCGUGGCACGGAAUGCCUCAAGUUCCGCUGCGAGUUCCAUUUGGGAUCUGGCAAGGACCCAAGGCCUGCCAACAAUAGCUUCCAAGUCCUCAAGCAUAUUGGAAGGCACCGUGCAGCAAGAACAUCCUUGCCUAAUCCCUCUUGUACUUUUACACGAUAUCCAUUUGAAUUACUAGCGGGCGGCCAUAUUAGGGCCAGAUUAGGGCGGCAUAGUGCAGCAUUCGCAGCCUCAGAAUUCAUGAUGAGGAACUUCUGGGCCUUACCGGCGGUCUUGCGCCUUGCGCUUGCUCAUCAGCAAGCCUUCAGCGUUUUUGACGAUCUGCUUGCGUUCCCACAGUACAAAGUUGCAUGGCCGGACACAUUUAUACUAGAAGACAGUGCGACUGCACUCCUCAACCAGCAAGCCUCCACGCCGCUCAGCAGCUCCAGCACAGGCACGCCAAACUCGCAGCACACACAGGAGCUCUCUAAGCACGAGCAACCUUUCGUAGAUGCACCAACCGCCGACAAUGCGCUACCGGUCACAUACGAAGCUGUGGUUCUGGAGGGCCAACGAUACCUAUGCAGCAUACCUAUAAUACCGGACGAUGUGCCACAGAACAAUACUACAAGUGCGGAGGAGGCAAAGGCCGAGGAGGAGAAGGAGCUGGUGCGCGCAACAGACCGAGGGUGGGAGCUGCUGGAGGGCAUGCGCGGGAGCUGCAUCUACUACCUGAGCGGGUGGUGGAGUUACAGCUUCUGCUACAAGGACGAGGUCAAGCAAUUUCAUCAGCUGCCUCCAAGCCGCGGUGUGCCUAUCUACCCACCUGUCGAGGAUACGAGUGUCCAUAGCUUCGUGCUUGGUCGCUUCUCCAAGGAAGACAGGCGCAAGAAGGAAGACACGCCCAAAACACUGGGCAACGAGCAGGGUAGCAAGGAUGCCUUUGACGACGAGGGCAAUGCGCCAGACGAAGAGGAGAAGGCGCUGGAGAUUCCACGCCUAGAGUCGAAGGGCUCCAGCCGGUACAUGGUGCAGCGCCUGUCAGAUGGGACCGAGUGCGACCUGACUGGCAAGCCGCGCAAGAUCGAUGUGCAGUUCCACUGCAACCCUCAGUCCGCCGACAGAAUCGCCAUGAUCAAGGAGACGAGCACCUGCUCCUAUCUCAUGGUCAUAGACACGCCCCGUCUCUGCCACGACGUCGCCUUCCUGCCUCCGCAGAAGAAUCUUGCGCACCCCAUCACUUGCCAGGCUGUCAUCCCUGCAGCAGACGUCGACGAAUGGACCGCUGCCGCCCUCGAAGCCAAGAUUCGCGAGACAGAAGACCUCCUUGCUCUAGCCGAAUCCGAAGAUAAGGCGAACACAAAUCCUCUGCGAGACAUAACCGAUGGCCUCCAAGGCUCUACAAAGCGCGGGCCCAUCAUCGACGGCAUCGAAGUCGGCGCACAAGCCCUCGUUGGUAGCGAAGGCAAGGUCAUUGAGAAAACAGUCGUCGUUGGUGGCGGCAAAGAGACGUAUAUAGGCACUGUAGCGAGCAGCGACGGUACUCAAAUGUCCAAGGAGGAGAUGAAGAGGCUGAAUAUCCCAGAUCCCAAGGAUGUUGAGAAGCUGAAGGGCAACCUGCGAAAGCUAGCUGGGAAGAAGGGUUGGAAGCUUGACCUUGUUGACACACCAAGGGGCAGGGAGUUUAGGGGAAUUAUUGAAGCUGAGGAUCAAGAUGAAGAGACGCCGAAGGGGAAGGAAGGUGCAAAGGAAAGCAAAGACAGCAAGGUAGCAAAGGAAUGGAAAGAGGAGAACGGCGCUGGAAAAGGGAUGGGGUCUGGAAAGCAAGAGCAAGCUGAUGUCGUGGAUAAGGAAGCUGAUGAAGUACACGAGGGGAGUGAGGAAGUGUACAAAGACGAGUUGUAG